Spea bombifrons (plains spadefoot toad) is the source of this 1565-nucleotide messenger RNA. RefSeq names its product solute carrier family 46 member 3 (gene SLC46A3). Lineage: Eukaryota; Metazoa; Chordata; Amphibia; Anura; Pelobatidae. Bases 137 to 1519 code for a protein of 460 amino acids. The transcript is spliced from 6 exons. Gene Ontology annotation, molecular function: transmembrane transporter activity. The record is from RefSeq and is a predicted model, not a curated record. Gene Ontology annotation, cellular component: lysosomal membrane. Gene Ontology annotation, biological process: vacuolar transmembrane transport.
GCAAGGCUUGUAACUUAAAUCACAACGGUGCGCCGCGUGCUGAGACACAGCCCCAUGUCUUACUUUCCUGGUUGGGUCCAGCUGGCCACUUGGAGUAAAGUGAUGCUUCCGUGAGGGUUUCCCUAUCCCCAGCGUUAUGAAGCAGUUCCGGGUGGUUGAGCCUGUAGUUGCGCUCUACUGUUUUGCGAGCUUUGUAAUAUAUCCGAUAUCGCAGCUGUAUAUAUAUCAGAGACUGUGGAAGGAGGAAUUCAACUCCAGUGUCCCAUACAGCGACAAUGUCUCCCAGUGCGAAACAAACCAGAGCAGCCCCUCCUUCAUACAUCAAAAGGAAGUCCAGAGGCGAGUGUCGUAUUUCACCUCCACCCUGGAUUUAAGCGGCCUCGUUCCGAGUCUCGUAAUGUCUUUAAUCCUUGUGUCCUACGGCGAUCGCCACGGCCGCAAAGCAUCCCUCGUUUUGCCUUCUGUUGGAGGCUUGUUGUCUGUUUUGGUGUAUUUCGCGACCUCCUUCUUUUCCCUGCCUCUAGAGAUUUUAUACGCGUCUUCAUUGAUCAGCGGAUUCCUUGGCAGCUUUGCAACGUUUCUGGGAGGCUGCUUUUCCUACGUGGCUGACAUCGCUAAGGACGUUCACAACAAAAACACGCACAUCGCUUUCGUGGAUAUGAUUCUUGGGGUGGCGAGUGGGAUUGCAGGGAUCGCGUCUGGGUAUAUGAUCAAGGAAUUAGGUUUUGAACUAUCCUUUGCCAUCCCAGCUAUACUUUAUAUCAUUGUCAUUUUCUACAUUAUAUUUUUCCUGGAAGAAACCGUGAAAAGAUCCGAAUUCCAGCAACAUGUUUUGAGUAAAGAAGGGUUUAAAGAACUGUUUUUAGGAGUGUUUUUACUGUUCAAGCACUCGUCUGUCAAGAAACGGGUGGCCUUAGGUCUCUUGCUUUUUGCGUUUAACUCAUACUUAUUUGCCAAUUUUGGGGCAACUGGCCUCUUUACCCUGUAUGAGCUGGAUACGCCUCUCUGUUGGGACGCCGUUCUCAUUGGAUGGGGUUCGGCCCUCUCCACCUUUUGCUUUGUGACCAGUUUCCUGGGGAUUUAUCUGUUCUCCCGAUGCCUAAAAGAUCCAUACAUUGUCUUCAUUGGAGUGCUGUCUGGGAUGAUAGGAAUAACCCUAGCAGCUUUCGCCAGGACCACAGUCGUCAUGAUGCUAGUGAGAAUUCCGAUUCUUUUUGCUGCUAUGCCGCUUCCCGUUCUGCGCUCUAUGAUGUCCAAAGUAGUUUUAGAAGAUGAACAAGGAGCACUCUUUGCCUGCAUUGCCUGUCUGGAAUGUAUAACGGGAGUCCUCGCGAUAUCCGCUUUCAAAAGCGUCUAUGCGUCUACAGUUAUGUGGUUCCCAGGGUUCAGUUUCCUGUUAUCUGCUGGUCUCUGCCUAAUUCCAAUUGGUGUUGUAUGGUUCUUGGUAUGCAUUGGUUAUCAAGAAAGAGAUCACACUCUUAUCGUUAACGAAGAAGUAAGUACCGAAGAAGAAUCUUGAUCAACAUCGUAAAUGCCCGGCGGACAAUGGAAGAGCAAAAUGUUUA